AUGCUCUCCACUCUGUACAUAUGGGAUAAAAGCCUGAGAGGCCAUACUGAUACUGUGAACUGUCUAGCAUUCUCAUCACAGGUCAGUUACCUUGCAAGUGGUAGUGACGACCAUUUGCUGAUGGUGUGGCAUGUCAGUAGUGGAGAAGUGGCAUGCAUCAUCCACACUUCAGUCCUGAUACUCUCCAUUCUCUGGGAUCCAUGCCAGUGCUCAACUAUUAUUUUUGGUUGUGAUAACAGAGUAGCAGCAGUGUUGAGUGAAUUUUCAGGUAAUGGGACAUUCACUUUCUUUUUCCAUGCUGUCUUACUGGGAGUGAAGGCUCUGGUUUACUGUCUUGACUUGGACCCUUCAUCAGGAAAGCUCACCCUGGGAGUAGGGCCAGAGAUUCAUAUCACCAAACCCAUUGCUCAUAUUUCAGGAUCUGACAAUGCUGAUGAUGAAUGCUCAGUCCACACUUGUUCUCUACACUUCCUGAUGGGUGGGAACAAAGUCAUUGCCUCUUACCUCAAUCAUGGCAUAGUUUGCUGGGACAUCGAAACCCAUGCCAAGCUGUGGCAAAUCAAACCAGGCCAUACUCAUCAUCACAUCAGGUUUUCUGCUUUGUCUCCAGACCAGCAGGGACUUCUUGUUUCCAAUUUAUCCACAGGUGCAGACCUUUACCACCUUGGCCAGUCCACCCAAAUCCAGAUGUAUCCUCAAGCCCCAGAUGUGGAGCAAAACUACCCUCUUUCCAUUUCCUUUUUGCACAAUGGAAAUGCAAUUAUUUGUGGAGUAACCAAAGGUGAUGUCUUUAUUCAUGAAACUUGGACUGCAGAGCAUCAGCAGAUGCUCGAGCAUGAUGGGGAUUUCAUUCAAGUACUUUGUACUGGCCAAUACAGGCAGAUGGGCUACAUUGCCACUGUGACAGCAGAAAUGGGUUCAAAUACAUAUAUCAAGAUAUGGAGCACACAUCUUUGUAAGUAA
Messenger RNA from Pisolithus orientalis, 963 nucleotides. RefSeq names its product WD40-repeat-containing domain protein. Bases 1 to 963 code for a protein of 320 amino acids. The transcript is spliced from 7 exons. The record is from RefSeq and is a predicted model, not a curated record. Gene Ontology annotation, molecular function: protein binding. NCBI's taxonomy places the organism in Eukaryota, Fungi, Basidiomycota, Agaricomycetes, Boletales, Pisolithaceae.